Chanos chanos (milkfish) is the source of this 3950-nucleotide messenger RNA. Its product is annotated as low density lipoprotein receptor adapter protein 1. Lineage: Eukaryota; Metazoa; Chordata; Actinopteri; Gonorynchiformes; Chanidae. The transcript is spliced from 10 exons. The record is from RefSeq and is a predicted model, not a curated record. The coding region runs from base 101 to 937 and encodes 278 amino acids.
UUGAAAGAAUUACGUCCUAUAAGCUACAGCCGCACACGCGUUCCUGUGAGUACCACUCUAUCGCGAAUUACUCUACCGUGUCGCCACAAAACACUUUGGUAUGGAUGCUAUUAAAUCAGCGGGAAGAGCAAUAAUCAAAAGUCCCGGAGUUCCGCGACACACAUGGGGAACAUCCAAGCAUGAAAAGCUCCCAGAGAACUGGACAGAUACCAAAGAGACACUUCUGGAGGGUAUGGUGUUCAAUGUGAAGUAUCUGGGCAUGACGCUGGUGGACCAGCCUAAAGGAGAGGACAUGGCCGCUGCAGCCAUCAGGAGAAUUAUUACCACAGCUCGUGCCAGCGCAAAGAAGUUCCGGAAGGUGACUCUAACUGUCACACCCAAGGGAAUAGUCAUCACAGACACGGAGACUAAUGACCUUAUCGAGAAUGUUUCCAUUUACAGAAUCUCCUAUUGUACAGCUGAUAAAGUUCAAGAUAAAGUGUUUGCCUAUGUCUCCCAGAGUCACUUUAAUGAGACUCUUGAGUUCCAUGCUUUCCUCUGCCAAAAGAAGAAAAUAGCUCAAGCCGUCACACUGACUGUGGCACAAGCAUUUAAAGUGGCUCUGGAUCUGUGGGAGGUCGCCCAGGAGGAUAAGAAGGCACGCACCUGCUGUUCCUGUGAGGUCGCAGACUCUCAAGUGGAAACGAAGCCCCACUGUGCGGCUGAGUCGGGGAACAGCCGAACUCAGAGCAUGGGGCACAAAUUAAGGAAGCCUUUCUUCUCCUUCCAUGCACCAUCACCAUGCAACAAUCCAGUCAGGAGAAAGCCAGUCAAACACAAUUCCUGGGAUACUGAAGAUGGCCUAGAUGAUGCAUUUUCAAGCAAUAUGGAGAUGGAAGAAAUGGACACAGACUGGCAAACUCCCGCUCCAGAGUAUCAUCAGAGGAGGCAGCUCUGAGUCCAGUAGAGGAGGACCUGAUGUCACUCAGCAGUGAUGACUCAGACUGAGCCGUUCCUUUAUUUCUCUCCUGUCAGACUGUCCAGUACACAUCCAAUUCUCAUGGCACUUCAACUACCAAGUACUGUGUAUCCUUUAAGUGCCCUCUGGACUGCAGAGGCGCCCAACACCAAAACUUAAUUUACAAUAUACUGUGCUUCAUUUCCAAAAAGAAAACAACUAAAACAAUACAGUUUAGAAAGCAGCAAUAAAUUAUAUUCUUCAAUGGUUUAUAUGCCCUCAGAUUCCCAAAACAUAAAUAAUAUUAGAAGCAAUUUGGAGUGUUGUUUUUUUUUUUUUUUUGCGUUCAGCUUUAUGAUAUCAAGAUAGUGUGUUUGAGCCUUUCAGAGCAUGUGGCUUGAUACAAAAAUUUAGAUAGUAUUUCCAUAUGAAAAUGUUUUAGCAGAACUGAAAAAAGUGCUGUUUAUGCCUACUUGUUUUCACAUGGCCUUUCCAAAGUCUUUGCUAAAACAGUAAAGAAACCAUGUUUAUCUGGAGGUCCAGAUGUAUUGCUCACAUACACAAAGCAGUGUAGCUGGGGUGACACAAAUGACAGAAGGGAAAAUUUAUGCUUUUUGACAUGUGGACUCAUUAUAACGCAUACCUUGAAGUUCACCUGUACCUCAAACAUGUUUUUGAGCAAACUUUUUUUUUUUACUUUCAUCUAAUGCACUCUUUUCUUGUAAAAGCUUAAAAUGGUACCCUUGGAUGGUACCUACUAUCCUGCACAGGGUUUUCAGCACAGUGAUGUAAUGUAAUUUAGUGUAAUCAUUUUGAUGUCUUCUCUUUUUUUUUUAAUACCGUUUGGGUUGAGGCAACCUCAUGGUUUAAUACAAAAUGCAAAGCUCUUUUCUCUCUCAGUCUGCUGUUCAGUGACAUACUUACUGAGUAAAAAUGUAAACAAACAUACAAACAAACAAACAAAAACCACACUCACAAGGAAUUGUCAAAAUGGGCCUAUCUGUCAAGAAGUGUGAACAUUCCCUUCAAACCUACAGCUGCUAAAACUCAGCUGUUUAAAUCCACCUUGUCUGAGGAUGGGCAAUAUUGUUUUGUCAAAACAAACCUGUAUUAUAGAAUCUCAACCAAACAGUCAGGCACAUCAGUUCUGUGUCUGAUCACUGGAACAGAGGUACUUGAUUAUCGGACUAAACAGGGUAAUCCACACAGCAGUAAAGGCCUGGUCACUGUGGCAAAGACAAGGUCAUGCUUUCAAAUGUAAACAAAGUCCAGUUCAGGCGUGACGGUCAAAAAUCAUGUCUGAGAAAACUACCUGUAAUUAAUAAUGUAUUAUCAUCAUGUUAACAGCUGUAUGGUUCUCUUAUGUAUAUUGUAAUGUAUUGCAUCAGGGUUUCUCAAUACUGUAGUAGUUUUGAAUCUGUUUUUUUGUUGUCAUAUUGUAUCAGCUUGUGAAGAAAAAUUAUGUGGGUUUGUAUUUCCCCAUAAAACACUUCUAGAAGGAGUCAUUUUUUAACAGUCUGACAGAUACCAAAACAUACAACUUAAAUGCUUUUGUUCUUCCACAGAUUGAGUAAGUACAGUCAAUCAUGUUUUUUUUUUUUAGAUUAAUAUGGUAUCCUUUCUUUCCCCACCAAUUGUCUAUGUAAGUCAUAAUGGCAGUUAGGAAAUUGUUUUGAUUAAUCUUGACAGCGAUGAACUGAGCUGACAUUUCACACUGUCUGGAAUUUGACGGAAUUCUUGUUCGACCACAAUAGCACAAGAGUUUCAAUGGCAAAUCUUAAAGGUACAUUUCACAUGCCCUCUGUCAGAAAUCACUCCGUUAUUCUGUCUCUCCAAAGAUCAGACAAUACAAACUGUGAAUGUCUCCUCCUCAUAUUCAGAAUACAUACUCUCUAACUCAGUUAUUAGAUUACUGUAAUUUUUCACAGUCACUCUAAAUUCUCAUUUGGUGUCGGUGCGCAGUAUCCAAAGGAAAAACAGAAUGUAUCAGAAUGUCGUGGAGCCGUAUAUAAUUGCUUUUUUUGUUGGAGGAGCUUGAGUUUACAUUUUAGGAGCUUCAGAAACACAGCAAAUUUUGAUCAAGUUUGACUAUUACAGUCUCAGUUUGUUGUUGUUUAGGUUCAAGUAUUGGUAUUUUGCUGUUCAUGUCCUGUGAUCUUUGGGAUCAAUCAUGGAAAGUACAGUUUUUGUCCACCACAUAACCGUCAGAUAUCGGUAUCUGAAAUGAGCAUUACAGCCACUUGACUACAGUAUGUUGUCAGUGGCUAAUGGAGUUUUUAAAGCAAUAAUUAGGACAGCGGAGUGCAGUGGGCUGAUUGUUUAACGUGUUGUUUGAAAAGUGGUAUUGGUAUUGACCUCUUGGUGUAAGAGGACAGACUCACCCAUUAAAAACUAAAGACCCUUGUUAUGUGUAGGAUUUUAUUGUUUAUUGUAAUAGGAACACUCAUUAUCCCAUUAGUUUUAAAAUUUUGUGCACAUUUAGAUGAUGAUUCUCUAAAUCAAAACUAGCCAACUGAAAACUGAUUAUGCCACAUAAUGUGGAUAUAGAAGACACAUAAAAUUUGAAAAUAUUCAGACAAGAAUUUAGGGAUCUUUGGCGAAUUCCACCAUUUCUCUCUGAUCAUUUUUGGCAGUAACACAGUAGAUUCUUUGUGUAGCUAAUUUGCCAGAGGUCUGACUUCAUUUUGUUUAAUUAUUAUAAAAUAUUGAAAUAUGGUGCUUACAAAUCUAUGCAAUAUUCUGGUUUCUAUGAAAAGACAUUCUCACGAGAGAUCACCACCAGCAAGUUCUGCGGGAUUUAAGAAAUCAGUUGUUUUAAAGAAAUUGUUCAGAUUUGUGUUAUGUAAUAAAUUAAUUUGUUCUGAACGAGACAGUGAUUUUUUACAUUGUACAUGUUAUAUUAAUAUAUCUGAGCCAUUCAUUAAAAAAUCUUUAAUAAAGUUAGACCCACUGAUAUAUAGUUUGAAACAAUUUGAAUCAUUUUCAUUGUAUGCUUAUUAAAGAGAUGAUGAUA